Messenger RNA from Rotaria sp. Silwood1, 855 nucleotides. The record is from the annotation of a GenBank genome assembly. Lineage: Eukaryota; Metazoa; Rotifera; Eurotatoria; Philodinida; Philodinidae.
AUGAGCAGUGGAUUAGAAGUUACUUCGUUCACUGGAUUUCAGAUUGAUGGUCAAGAAAAAAUAAUCGGAUCUACAGUGCCACUCUAUGCAGCCAUCGCUGCUUCAUCAGAAUAUGUGGUCUACUAUGAAAAUAAAGUUCUAUCUGUUUACAAUCAAAAUGGGCCUAGUAAGAAAACUAUUCAGUGGACAAAAAAGGAUGGUCAUGUUAUUGAUAUUUGCUUCUAUAAAAAUAAACAAUUUGUUAUCUUAACAAAACGAGAAUUUCAUUUAUUCAAUGUGGAUACAGAAAAAAUUCAAACGAUGUAUAGGUUGCCUGACAACGAUGAUGAUGAUUCUACUUAUCGUCGGUGUACAUCGCAUGAUGAAUGUAUAAUGUUAUGUUUAUCUGGUCCAGGAACGACAAUCGAAGAAUGGACACUGACGAAGCGUAAAAAUCGAUGGGAAUCGCCGAAAUCAUGUAAACACAAUGAACAUAUUUGUUGCCUGCGUUUAUCAUCAAAUAUCUUAGGCUUGACCAUUGUCAAUUCAACACAAGAAUCAAGGUUUGAAGUACGUCAACGUGAAACGAUGUCUGUUGUAUUUUUGAUGCCAUUGACUCGCCAAUGUUAUCGAUUUAUUGCGAUGAACGAAUAUGAUUGGCUUUUAGUUCUGUAUUAUAAUGGAAGACAAGAGCUUCUUUUGAUCGAUACUAAUGAACGAAUAGGUAAAAUUAUCAACAUUCCGGCAUUGACACACAUUUAUGAUUAUGAUGGUAAUUUUAAUCAAAUGAUUUGGAACGUCGCCCUGAUGUUUGGAACCACACCAUAUCUUAUUGUUCGACGCGAAAGAACCAUUGGUUUCUAUCGUGUUAAAUGA